UAAAGAAGUCGGAAACCGAAACCGUAACAAGGUACAAGGGAAGAAAGAAGAGACCCAGCAACGUCUCCGAAGUCCGAACCCCUCCACAGUCCACACCCCGCAAAUCAAAGUUCUUCUCUGCUUUUCCAUUCUCAGCGCACUAUCAAAACCAGGCGGGAAAAUGGCGGGCAAAGGUGGAAAAGGGCUUUUGGCGGGAAAAACGACAGCUGCCAACAAGGACAAAGAUAAGAAGAAGCCAGUUUCACGUUCAUCCCGAGCCGGUCUCCAGUUUCCAGUAGGCCGAAUUCAUCGCCAUUUGAAGUCAAGGAUUGCAGCUAAUGGACGUGUGGGGGCCACGGCAGCUGUCUACUCUGCAGCAAUCCUUGAAUACCUGACAGCAGAAGUAUUGGAGCUCGCAGGAAAUGCAAGUAAAGAUCUUAAGGUGAAGCGUAUCACUCCAAGGCAUCUUCAGCUGGCCAUUAGAGGGGAUGAGGAGCUGGACACAUUGAUCAAGGGCACAAUUGCAGGAGGUGGUGUGAUCCCUCACAUCCACAAGUCCCUCAUCAACAAGUCAUCCAAGGAUUGAAAUCUUGUUGGGUUCUUCUGUAUUUUAUUCCUUUACUGAACCAUGGUUUAUGAUGUAUGCUUGUAUGUUGAUGGGGUUGGAUGGACUUUGCUCAUUGUUAAUUUAGUGUUUGUGCAUGUCUCUAUUGGCUAGAAUCUAGUGAGGGUCCUCAACUGUACUUUAAUUUUAGUUUUACUGGUAAAUUCUAAUUUGAACUAAUGGAUUGUUUAAUUAGGGAAUGGGAGAAUUUAUUUGUUAUAUGGUUUUCCCAUUUGCUAUUGAUGUAUUGGGUGGGUUAUGCAUUUGA
Messenger RNA from Nelumbo nucifera (sacred lotus), 851 nucleotides. Its product is annotated as putative histone H2A variant 3. Gene Ontology annotation, cellular component: nucleosome. Gene Ontology annotation, molecular function: structural constituent of chromatin; protein heterodimerization activity; DNA binding. NCBI's taxonomy places the organism in Eukaryota, Viridiplantae, Streptophyta, Magnoliopsida, Proteales, Nelumbonaceae. The record is from RefSeq and is a predicted model, not a curated record.